Messenger RNA from Aureobasidium uvarum, 897 nucleotides. The record is from the annotation of a GenBank genome assembly. Lineage: Eukaryota; Fungi; Ascomycota; Dothideomycetes; Dothideales; Saccotheciaceae.
AUGGGCGUUGACGCAGCGGCAAAUUCGAAUCAACGAAGGCAGGAGCUACGAACCUUCCGCACAGCAUGGCACUUGAUCGCCUUCGCACAUGGCGUCAAUGCUACCCUCAACCUGGCCCUUGCAACCUAUGUUGUCUACUACCAUAUCCACCAUCCCGGUAUCGGCACCUUGUGCGAGCUACACGCUGUGAUUGUAUGGCUCAAGACGUGUUCUUAUGCUUUUACCAAUCGCGAUCUGCGACACGCCCUGCUAUAUCCUUAUGCAAGCGAAGUUCCCGAGCUUUACAGUUCCUGUCCGUACCCGCAGAACAUCACUCUCCGCAACCUCACUUACUUCUGGUGGGCUCCAACGUUGAUCUACCAGCCAGUGUAUCCCAGAACCGAGAAGGUUCGCUGGCCUUUCGUCUUUAAGCGUUGUGUCGAGGUCGUUGGACUCAGUAUUGUUAUCUGGAUUGCCAGUGCCCAAUACGCAGCCCCACUUCUGCAAAACUCUCUGGGAACCAUAUCUUCGCUGGACUUGCCAUCUAUCGCCGAGCGUCUCAUGAAGCUGUCAACCAUCUCGCUCUUCUGUUGGCUAGCUGGAUUCUAUGCCCUUUUCCAAUCUUUCUUGAAUGCCCUCGCAGAAGUGAUGCGCUUUGGUGAUAGAGAGUUCUACGGGGAGUGGUGGAACAGCAGCGGAGUUAGAGGGUACUGGUCCAGCUGGAACAAGCCAGUCUUCCAAUUCAUGAAGCGUCAUAUCUAUUCGCCGAUGGUUGGGCGAGGCGUGCCGCCGCUUGUCGCUCAGAUCAUGACCUUCCUUUUCUCUGGGGUGCUUCACGAGCUUUUGGUCGGUGUACCUACUCAUAAUAUCCNNUUGGUCAGUCGGCAUGUAGCACAUAACACUGAUCUUCGACACUAA